This is a messenger RNA of Mercurialis annua (annual mercury), 1466 nucleotides long. RefSeq names its product RING-H2 finger protein ATL16. Gene Ontology annotation, biological process: protein ubiquitination. The coding region runs from base 239 to 1228 and encodes 329 amino acids. The transcript has a single exon. The record is from RefSeq and is a predicted model, not a curated record. Lineage: Eukaryota; Viridiplantae; Streptophyta; Magnoliopsida; Malpighiales; Euphorbiaceae. Gene Ontology annotation, molecular function: transferase activity.
AAAUACUAAAUUUCUGUGCCAUAGCACAUUUGCAUUCAAAUUCAAGUCCCAUGUCUCCAUUUUAGCACCUCCCUCAUUUUCUACACCACCUGCUUUUUCUCUCUUCUGUCUCUCCCUCUUCUUCAUCCUUAAUUUCUUACACUUAUGUAUGUUGCUGUACAUUAAUAAUAUUUCAAGAUCUCAUUGGUUCUUCACUGUCUGCAAAAUAUUUUUCCUCUGUUAAAUUAAUUUUCAUUUUAUGGAUCCAAUCACAACUCCAUCUUCGUCAACCUCAAUCUUUAGACCUCACACACAUUCUUCGGACACAAGUUUCCCCAUUAUAGCCAUUGCCCUCAUAGGAAUUUUAGCCACUGCUUUUUUGUUAAUCAGCUACUACAUCUUCGUCAUCAAAUGCUGUCUAAACUGGCAUCGAAUCGAUCUUUUACGACGGUUUUCUAUAUCAAGAAACAGAAACCAAGAACACCCGUUAAUGGUUUCAUCUCCGGAUAUCGAAAAUCGCGGGUUAGAUGAGUCGAUUAUAAGGUCUAUCCCAGUCUUGAAGUUCAAGAAGUCCGACACUAAUGGCGGAAUUCAAAGCUUUUGUGAAUGCGCAGUUUGUUUGAAUGAGUUCGAAGAAGAUGAAAAACUACGAAUUAUACCAAAUUGUAGCCAUGUUUUUCAUAUAGAUUGCAUUGAUAUUUGGCUUCAAAACAAUGCUAACUGUCCACUCUGUAGAAAUAGUGUCUCAUUAGUCCCAUUGGAUCACAUUACAGCUCCGAGUUCUUCACCUCAAGAUCCAAACCCUAAUUACAGUGAGCGUCUCGUUAGCGGAGAUGAAGAUUACGUUGUUAUCGAACUGGGUAGUAUUUAUAACACGAAUUGUGACCAUCAAACGAGUUCAGGAGAUCAACUAGCACCCGCACGAUCAAUAAGUUCUUCGCCGAGGAAGCAAAAGUUUGCAGUUCAAAAGAAAUCAAGAAAGUUUAGCAAGGGUGAUGAGUGUAUUAAUAUUAGAGAUAAAGAUAAUCAUUUUGCAAUCCAACCGAUUAGAAGAUCUAUUUCAAUGGAUUCGUCGGGGGACCGGCAACUUUAUUUGUCGAUUCAAGAAAUGGUUCAGCAGAACCGAGUUGUUGAUGAGCAUGAUCAGGUUAGUCCAGCAACAGAAGGUUGUAGUAAUGGUAGACCAAGAAGGACUUUUUUUAGUUUUGGGCAUGGCAGAGGUUCAAAAAGUUGUAUUUUACCUGUUUAAUUGGACCCAUAAAGCUUAAACAAGGGGUUAGAGUAAUUCUUUUUUCUUUUCUUUGUAUUAAUUUUAAAUAGUUGUGUUUAAAAAGGCAUAUAUAGGCUAUUUAUUUUUGACAUAGAUAAAUUGGAUUCAGUUGAAGUCUCAUAUAAAUUUGAGAUUCAUUGAUGUAAAGAGUGGACCAACACCCAUGUUUGUUAUAUGAUUCAACAGCAGCAAUGAAUUAUGAUUGUGAUGGCUCAAA